Molecule: messenger RNA, 768 nt
Organism: Umbelopsis ramanniana AG
Lineage: Eukaryota; Fungi; Mucoromycota; Umbelopsidomycetes; Umbelopsidales; Umbelopsidaceae
Exons: 1
Coding region: 117-656 (179 amino acids)
Source: RefSeq, a predicted model, not a curated record
CAAAAACCCAUAUCAACGACGCCACCCAAAGUCAGACACACACACAGCUUUAAGCAAGCUGUACCCUCGCUCCCCCAACUUCGGACUUCCUUCCGAGCCCCCCACCUUAAAAGGUGAUGAGUGUAGUAGCAAGAACUGACAAGACUGUCGUACUCGAUCCCAGACCAGCAUUUAGUCAUGGUUUACAGAAUGAUCAGGACACCUGGAAGUUGAGAUCAGGCCAAUUCAAUCUAAGUCAACCUUAUUUUGGGCCGAAAAGGGACAUGCCUCAAAGAGCCAAACGACGGAAAACAGUGCCUAGCAAUACAGAACAGCAGACAUUGGAAACAUUUCAGAGCCUUCAGCCGUAUUUUGAACAAUGUAUGCAAGAACUCAUCAGCGCGUGGCCCGCUAUCAAGGAUUCCCUUUGUGAACCUGAUAACGAAAGCGCGAUAUCGCAAAUCAACCACCCUUCGAUGAUUGAUUUCGUUAAAAGCGCAGAACUGGUCAAGGUAGUGAAAUCAUUUGCCUUUCAACUUGAUCCCGAGCAAGCUGAAAGAACCAUGACUUUACAAGGUAAACCCAAUGACUAUCAUAAAAAUAUAUACAAGGCAGCUAAACCUUGCUGCAAUCAGACACCAAUAGCAUUGAGUUGCCAGAAAUCUACAAUACCAUAAUAAGAAAUCGCUCAAGUCAAUAUGUAACCUUGGCGGUGGAGCCAACUCUGCAGCGGUAUUUGAUACCAGCCAAGUCAACCUUCUUAAUGGGUCAACUUGAUGACAGCAUGGA